Cyprinodon variegatus (sheepshead minnow) is the source of this 1836-nucleotide messenger RNA. RefSeq names its product cytidine monophosphate (UMP-CMP) kinase 2, mitochondrial (gene cmpk2). Gene Ontology annotation, molecular function: dTMP kinase activity. Bases 64 to 1317 code for a protein of 417 amino acids. Gene Ontology annotation, cellular component: cytoplasm; mitochondrion. NCBI's taxonomy places the organism in Eukaryota, Metazoa, Chordata, Actinopteri, Cyprinodontiformes, Cyprinodontidae. The record is from RefSeq and is a predicted model, not a curated record. Gene Ontology annotation, biological process: dUDP biosynthetic process; dTDP biosynthetic process; dTTP biosynthetic process. The transcript has 5 exons.
UGGUCUGUUUUCGUUUUUCAUUCAGCUGAGCGCAGCUGACCAGAACCCUGCAGACACCAGAACAUGGCCAGGCACCUGAGGCCCCUCAUCCAGCGGUGGCCCUCCAGGGUUUUCUCCGUGGAGAUGGAUGGAGCGCCGGUUUAUUUCGGAAUCAGAGAAAAGCUCCGAGGAGGAGCGCUUCUACCUGCUGUCUUCUCUAAACUCCAGAAGGAGGACAGAUGCUACUCUCUGCUUGUCUGCAGCCCGGACAGAAUCAGAGGGGAGAGGUUUCAUUGGGAACUCAGAGACAAACUGCUGAGGGACCUGCCUGCAGGCUCUGAUGUGACCAGCAUGUCCUCCUUCCUCCCGGAGGAGAAGGGCUCUCUGGUCAAAGGCUUCUUCCUCAGAAGCCGGGCGGAGGACUCCCCCCUCAUAGAGGGGAUGCUGAGCCAUUUGGAGCAGACUGAUCCAGUGUUGGUGUGUUCAUAUUCUCAAAGUGAAGCAGAUGAGCUGUGGACUCAGAGUCUGUGGGUCCCUGCAGAGAAGAACCUGACCAAGUUCUAUGUGGUACCUUCAGAGACUCCCAAACAUCACCCGUCUGCUCUCAACAUGAUCAACUCGGAUGUUUUCUACAGCUUGGAUGAGGCCUGUGAGGUUCUGAAGAAGUGUGGUGACAUCAUCCCAGAGAGCCUGUCUGUACUGGAGAUGCUUCCCAGCAGAGUGGAUGCCAGAAGAAAACCAGACUUCCCUGUUAUUGUCAUAGAGGGCCUGGAUGCCACAGGGAAGACUACUCUAACAGAGUCUCUUCGGGACGCUCUGGGGGCCACUCUACUGCGGUCUCCACCCCAGUGCUUGUCAUCCUGGAGAGCCCGCUUUGAUCGAGAACCUCCGCUCAUUCGGAGGGCCUUCUACGCAGUGGGAAACUACAUCACUGCUGAGCAAAUAUGCCAAGAGGGCAGCAAGGCACCUGUUAUCGUUGACAGAUUCUGGCACAGCACAGCAGCUUACGCCAUCGCCACUGCAGUAACCGGCCCGGUUAGUAACCUCCCGCCUGAGGGCUCUGAGGUGUACUGUUGGCCCGGUGACCUCCUCCAGCCCAGCCUGGUGGUUUUACUCACCCUGGACCCUGAGGAGAGGAAGAGGAGGCUGAGGAACAGAGGUUUGGUGAAGACUGAUGAGGAGCAGGAGCUGGAUCACAACCGACUCUUCAGACUCAGAGUUGAGGAAGCUUAUCGGAGGAUCGUCGGCCCAGCCUGCAUCACCGUGGAUGCAAGCCCCUCUGCAGACCUAGUGCUCCAACAAGUGCUGCUUUUAAUUAGGGCCAAAUGCCACUUGUAAACAGUUCUCCUUCUCCUCCAACCCCCCAGCUGGCAGCCGAGAAUCCAACUCAUGCAGGACCGCGUGUGGCCACUGGGUGCCAGUAAGGUGCUGUCAAUGAGGCUGCAGGAGGGCAGGUGGCCAGAUUGGAGUGUGGAAAAGAGAUUUUGCUCACAAUGAGUAAAGGUUGAAUGGCCAGGAGCCAGAACGGCAUGCUGCAGACAAAAAAUACAUAUUAAUGGAGAACACAAACACUCUCACAGGAGGAUUGUCAAAGAAAAGUCUGUAUUUCAUUUCUAACUCUGCUUUUACAAAGCAGGCUGUUGUGCAGCCUUCAGAAUCACACUUUAUCUGUAAAUAAUAGAUGCAGACAUCCACCAUGGCGCUUAAGUUGUUUUAAUUCUUAACAAAGAAACGCUAAAUUUGAACAUAUCUCAUGACAGAAAAAGAAAACGCUACCAGCCUCCAAAGGAACCUUAGCCGGAUUGUUAAUGUUGCAUUAAAAUUCUUUUUCCCUUCUGAAUGUUGUUGUAAAAUGAA